This is a messenger RNA of Stereum hirsutum FP-91666 SS1, 1594 nucleotides long. RefSeq lists its product as uncharacterized. Lineage: Eukaryota; Fungi; Basidiomycota; Agaricomycetes; Russulales; Stereaceae. Bases 129 to 1151 code for a protein of 340 amino acids. The transcript has 7 exons. The record is from RefSeq and is a predicted model, not a curated record.
CUCUUUCACUUUUCCUUCUCGUUUGACCUGGUCGUCGUCUUGUAAUUUCUCCUGCAGUUGACUGCACUCUUCAGGAACUUCAAAGCCUGCGACCUUCUACUACUCUCGCUCUAUUCUUACUAGUGAAAAUGUUCGCUAUAUUCUCCACGGUGCUCGCAGCUACGCUUCUGGCAGCAAUUCCUCCGACAAAGGGUGCUGAGUUACAAGUGGUCGUCGGCGGCACAGGCGUUCUGCAAUUCAAUCCUAACCAAGUGACGGCCGCUGUUGGGGAUGUUGUUACAUUCAUCUUCAAGCAACAGAACCAUACCGCCACUCAGUCUACCUUGGCUCAACCUUGUUCCCCCAAGGAUGGUGGAUUUGAUUCGGGAUUCAUUCCUGUCGCGGCCGACGUCACAGACAAUUUCCCCGCCGCUCAAUUCCAGGUGCAAGAUACAAACCCCGUCUGGGUCUACUGCCGGCAAGCCAACCACUGUCAACAAGGCAUGGUCUUCGCCAUCAACGGCGCGGCUAACUUCUCGACCUUCCAAUCCAACGCCUUUGGCAACUCCACCGCAUCCACAUCUGCUUCUGCUGCCUCCUCGACUGCCACCACACCCACCAGUACCACGGCAUCUACUGCUGCUACUUCGACAUCAUCCUCGACGACGGACCACAAAGUCAUCGUCGGCGGAACUGGCUCCGCUGUUUUGACGUACCAGCCAUCGAACAUCACUGCUCAGCCCGGCGACACCGUCACAUUCGAGUUCCAUCAGAAGAAUCAUACAGUCACGCAGUCGAGCUUCGCGGCUCCUUGCCAGAAGCUGGCGUCGACGAGCACGAGUGGACAGGUUGGAUUCGCCUCUGGAUUCAUGCCAGUGGCGGACAAUGCGACGAGCUUCCCUACCUUCACGAUCCAGAUCAACGACACUUCUCCCAUUUGGGCUUACUGUGCCCAGACCGGCCACUGCGGUCAAGGCAUGGUCUUCUCUGUGAACGCGAAUGAGUCCAGCGCAAAUACAUUCGAAGCGUUCCAAGCCAAGGCCAUCCAGAUCAACGGCACCUCAUCCAACUCGACCUCCAGCGGCAACGGUGCCCUCAGCACUGUUUCGUUCAACCACGGCGCGGGCUUCGCGCUCGCGUUUGGUGGCGUCGUACUUGGCCUGCUGUUGUAGACGACCAUGGUGAUUCACUCGCUUUGGCUUUCUCUAUGCCAACGAUGGACAUGACGACCCUUACGCUUUUAUGCCUGUGUAUACAUCAUAAUUGGGUUGUGUUUUUAGACUUCUGUAUCGUUUAGCUCUUCGUCCGUCUUUUUCGUUCCGUCAGCGUGGUUAUGAUUGUCCUCAGGGCAUAUCUUGGACUUUCGUACGUACGCUAUAUACAGUGUAGCCCAUAGUACCCGUACUCAGCAGGGCCUUCUUUUGCUGGACGCUCUUCCCACUCUUUACUUUCUUCUUGGUCGCUUGGUAUACUUAUGCUUACCCCUACACUAUCCUACUUGUCGUCUUAGUUUUGAUGGUUUGGGUGGACUGGUGCCAUUUGGAUUGUUGAAGCGUAGGCUAAUGUAAUGAGAAUGACAUUACUUGUUUCCUAUUUUGUGCAGCCGAUGCACCAC